Malassezia vespertilionis is the source of this 528-nucleotide messenger RNA. It is a transcript of the gene pin1, whose product is annotated as peptidylprolyl isomerase. The record is from RefSeq and is a predicted model, not a curated record. Gene Ontology annotation, cellular component: cytosol; nucleus. Gene Ontology annotation, molecular function: protein binding; peptidyl-prolyl cis-trans isomerase activity. Lineage: Eukaryota; Fungi; Basidiomycota; Malasseziomycetes; Malasseziales; Malasseziaceae. The coding region runs from base 1 to 528 and encodes 175 amino acids. The transcript has 3 exons.
AUGGACGACACUGUGCUCAAUACCAUGUGGGAAAUCCGUUGGAGCAACAGUCAGAGCCUGCCCUACUUUUAUGACAUCAACACGAAUGCGUCGAUGUGGGAAAUCCCGCCAGGCCUGACGCAGCAGCAGGCUCUUCAGCUACCCGGCUCGGAAAUCCUGGAAGACUACUACCGUAACAAGCAGCAAAUGAUCCGUGCUCGUCACAUUCUGCUAAAGACCCAGGAAAGCCGCCGCCCUGUGGACAGGAAGGGCAACCCUAUUUCCCGCACUCGGUCAGAGUCUAUUGCACAGCUCGAGUCUGCGUUCAAGAAGCUUAACGAUGGACCGAACACUGACGAAGCGUUUGCCAAGUUCGCAAAGGAGCACUCCGACUGCUCGUCUGCCGAGCAGGGCGGCGAUCUUGGAUUCUUUGGCAAAGGUGAAAUGCAGCCCGAGUUUGAGAAGGCUGCGUUCAGCCUGCCUAUCGGCGGAACCAGCAAUGUUGUCCACACCGAUAGCGGUGAGCAUUUGAUCAAGCGCAUCGCCUAA